CACCUACCUCUAUUGCCACGAGCCCAUAAACAGCCACGACUAAGGAAGACGCAGAAUCCCGGCAAUGCAAUGUCAUCUUCGGACGAUGAAGACCUCAAGCUGGCAAAGGCGCUGUCCAUGCAUCAGAAGUAUUCUACCGCCACAACCAAGGCGGUGGUCGACCUUACAUCGGACAAUGAAGGUGAGGACGAGGACGAGGACCUCAAGCGAGCAAUUGCGAUGUCACUGCAAGACGAUGUGUAUUCUACAGAGUCCACAGAGCCUCUAGUUGUUGACGAGGAAUUUGAAACGGUCACCUCGUCACAAGCAGUGCUGACUCCCCAGGCGGCCGAGCCUAGUUCGGUAUUGCAGACAUUGGCAGGUAAUUCGUUCGUCAUGGAUCGCAAGUCUAUGGAAUCGGAACGGCUCAAGCGACUCGCAGAACGGAAGCGCAAGCGAAGUUCCUCUCUGGAUCAGCCCUCUAGACAACUGCAAGAAGCACAAGCGCCUGCAAAGCUCCACUGUCCAAGCGGCUCACACCAGCGUUCAAAUGAGUCGUUGCAAUAUCCUAGAGGAACUAUCAAGCGGACGUUCGCAGCCAAACUUCCCCGAACCGACGACCUGACUAUCGACGAACUGCUGCAGGCAUCCAUAGUCAGUAUUGCUGUCAUAAGCUCUUUCCAGUGGGACGCCGAAUGGUUAGGCCGCAAACUCAGUCACAACAAGAUCAAACAGCACUGGGUCAUGAACGCAAGGGACGCGGAAACGCAAGCGAGAUGGAGGCGGGAUCUUGCAGAGUGCGGCAUUCCCAAUCUGCGAAUUCACUUUCCGCCAAUGAACACUGUCGUCGGAAACGCGCACAGCAAAUAUAUGUUACUCGUCAGCGAGAACAAAAUGAGGGUGGUCAUAUCCACAGCAAACAUGGAACGAGAGUAUUGGGGAGAGGUCGGAAAUGAUUGGCAGACUGGUGUUCUGGAAAACUCUAUCUUCGUCAUUGAUCUUCCCAGAAGAGCCGAUGCUGCUGUGGGGAGUAUGGAGGACCUCACGCCAUUCGGGAAGGAGCUGGUGCAUUUCUUACAGGCCCAACAACUCGAUCCACUCAUUAUCAAAGGCGUGCUGAAGUUUGACUUUUCACAGACUGCAAAUCUUGCCUUCGUCCAUUCUAUUGCUUGCUCUUCCGACGUUUCUACGCACCCUACGGGUCUCCCUGGACUCGCCAAAGCGAUCCAAGACCUCAAGCUUGAUCAAGUUCGGGUUAUUGAGCUUGAUUAUGCAGCAUCGUCUCUGGGCGCAAUUGAUGAGACUUUGCUGCAGCGUAUCUACUUGGCUGCGCAAGGCUUGUCGUUUGAGCUUGAUUCGAAAGCAGCAGCACACUGGAGAGAUCAUUUCCGCAUCUAUUACCCGACUGCGGAGACCAUUGGUGCCAGUACUGGUGGGCCAAAUUGUGCCGGAAUAGUUUCGUUGAAGAGAACGCACUUCAGCUCUGCCUCGUUUCCAAUCGAGUGUCUGCGUGAUUAUGUGUCCACGCGCAAAGGCAUGAUCUCACACAACAAAUUACUGUUUGCACGAGGCCGACACGAAGACGGCAGACCAUUUGCGUGGGUCUACGUAGGUUCAGCAAACAUUUCAGAGUCGGCUUGGGGGGCUCAGAAAGUGCUGAAGAGUGGGAAGCUGGGCAAGCUCACGAUGAGAAAUUGGGAGAGCGGUGUUAUUGUACCGGUGCCAGAAGAGAAAUUCAAGGUUCUGGCACUUGAAGAUGAUGAAGUACCGCCAAUGAGUAUCUUCGAAGGCACGAUCGAGGUCCCAAUGCAGUAUCCAGGGGAGGCAUACAGAGGACGGAUGCCAUGGGUCCAGGAUUGGUAGACUACUGGACGGUUCAGUGUACCCAGGCAGCUGCCGGACGGUUCUGUAGGACCCGGACCAAUGAUUGCAGCACUCAGACUGCAGGAAUACGGAACGAUUCAACAGAAGCAUGUAUGAUCUCGUAGGAAAGAAGUCCAAUGACACCUAGUGUACAGUAGAUGCUUCAUGCCUGAGGCCGGCAGGCCAAGCCGAGCACAGGCGCAGUAAAGACAGGGUGGGAAAGACGGGGUGGAAAGAACAGGGUGGAAUUGCAUGAGCGCACAUGGGCAUUUGUCAGUCUAGGACAAUGGGUGUGGAUCACAAUGAGU
This is a messenger RNA of Boeremia exigua, 2150 nucleotides long. Its product is annotated as tyrosyl-DNA phosphodiesterase domain-containing protein. Bases 70 to 1842 code for a protein of 590 amino acids. Gene Ontology annotation, molecular function: double-stranded DNA binding; single-stranded DNA binding; 3'-tyrosyl-DNA phosphodiesterase activity. Gene Ontology annotation, cellular component: nucleus. Gene Ontology annotation, biological process: single strand break repair; double-strand break repair. The transcript has 2 exons. NCBI's taxonomy places the organism in Eukaryota, Fungi, Ascomycota, Dothideomycetes, Pleosporales, Didymellaceae. The record is from RefSeq and is a predicted model, not a curated record.